AUGCUUCCAACUACUGCACACGGUUGUUUUACAGUCGCCCAUAUUACGUUAGUGUAUCAAGAUUCGGAAUUUCUUAAAAUUCAGACAUUACGGUUUUCAACCAACAGUUCUGGGCUAUUCCUAGUAGGCGCAGAGUUGCUUGCUGGGAAUCGUCGUCCUCUUGCGUGGGGUUAG
Molecule: messenger RNA, 174 nt
Organism: Plasmopara halstedii
Lineage: Eukaryota; Oomycota; Peronosporomycetes; Peronosporales; Peronosporaceae
Exons: 2
Coding region: 1-174 (57 amino acids)
Source: RefSeq, a predicted model, not a curated record